Kalmanozyma brasiliensis GHG001 is the source of this 531-nucleotide messenger RNA. RefSeq lists its product as uncharacterized. Lineage: Eukaryota; Fungi; Basidiomycota; Ustilaginomycetes; Ustilaginales. The transcript has 2 exons. Bases 1 to 531 code for a protein of 176 amino acids. The record is from RefSeq and is a predicted model, not a curated record.
AUGGCGCAUCCACAAACGGCAUUCGCCCCACAAGGUGCGACAGUAUCGGCCUUCUCAGCGCUGAACAUCAUCUGGCUGCUGCACGCGGCGCUCGAAGGGCCGGUUGCGUUCAUCGGCCUCUUCCUCACCCGCGGGCUUGCAUUUAAGGACGAGAUCAACAACACUACUGCUGUGAUCAUCAAGCUCUACGCAACGCUCUCGCUGGCGCUUUCGAUCGUGUGCAUCCUCUUGUACGGUCUGCCGGAUUAUCUGCCUGGCAAGCGGGCCGCGGCGAUCCUGCUUCUGCUCUACCACGGUGUGGCCUCGAGCGUGCUGCUGAACGCAGAGCCUUUUAUUGACUUUGCGUUCCCAGCGCUGCUAGCGAAGCACGGCGUGCGGGUCGAGUCGGUCGCGGGUGUGGCUCAUGGCUUCCUGUCGCUCCUGACCGUGUCGUGGUGGCAGGCGUCGCUGAGCGCUGUUCGGGCUCAGAACGGGACCAUGGCUGCAGGGCCAGCGGCGAGUGCCAAGGGCGGAAAGGGCAAGCGCAAGUAA